AUGCACUCUCGAGUUGGCAGGAAUAAUCAACGUUACAACUCGGGCGGCGAGCGACUUGUCGCCGGCGUGGUGCCUCUGACGGCCGAUCAGAACUACGUCCUACUCAUCCAGUCGACCCGUCGCAAGGGUUGGGUCCUACCCAAGGGCGGCUGGGAAUCUGACGAGACAUGCGAGGAGGCAGCACAGCGCGAAGCGUGGGAGGAGGGCGGCAUCAGCAUACAGGUCGACUACACGCUGCCCAGCAUCGAGGAAAAGCGAGCGGCCAAGCCCUCCAAGGAGCGAGCCAUCUACCAUUUCUACCAGGCCACUGUCCUGAAGGAGCACGCCGACUGGCCGGAGAAACAUAAGCGUGAGCGGAAAUGGUUCACGUACUCCCAGGCACGCGCGGCCCUCGAAGCGAGGCCAGAGUUGCAGGCGGCCCUUGACGCAUCGACCAUGAAUCGCCUAUAG
Molecule: messenger RNA, 450 nt
Organism: Emericellopsis cladophorae
Lineage: Eukaryota; Fungi; Ascomycota; Sordariomycetes; Hypocreales; Bionectriaceae
Product: Diphosphoinositol polyphosphate phosphohydrolase-like protein
Exons: 2
Coding region: 1-450 (149 amino acids)
Biological process (GO): diadenosine hexaphosphate catabolic process; diadenosine pentaphosphate catabolic process; diphosphoinositol polyphosphate metabolic process
Cellular component (GO): nucleus; cytoplasm
Molecular function (GO): bis(5'-adenosyl)-pentaphosphatase activity; endopolyphosphatase activity; diphosphoinositol-polyphosphate diphosphatase activity
Source: RefSeq, a predicted model, not a curated record